Messenger RNA from Vicia villosa (hairy vetch), 998 nucleotides. RefSeq names its product ATP synthase subunit b', chloroplastic. Gene Ontology annotation, molecular function: proton transmembrane transporter activity. The transcript has a single exon. Lineage: Eukaryota; Viridiplantae; Streptophyta; Magnoliopsida; Fabales; Fabaceae. Bases 163 to 816 code for a protein of 217 amino acids. The record is from RefSeq and is a predicted model, not a curated record. Gene Ontology annotation, biological process: proton motive force-driven ATP synthesis.
CACAAACUCAUGAAAUCGUGUGGCAGAGAAUUCAGAUAGAACUCCAUUCCCAAAUCCUCUUUUUCUCUCUACUCCAAUCACCACACUCACCAGUGAACCACAAAACACUCAAACACAGCUAGGGAGAAAAAAACCUCCAAAUCCUCCAAAAUCACCACCGCAAUGGCCACAAUGAUCAUCGCUUCAUCCAAACCAGUAAUCCGAAUCCCCACAAACUCCCUCCCCACCAUCCCCAAACUCCCCUCCCUCCCCUCCCUCCAACUCCCCCUCCCAACCAUCUCCCCCAAACUCAAACUCCAUCUCUCCAAACUCAAAUCCCUAACCCUAGCCGCAACCCCCCUCUCCCUCCCCUUCGCCUUCGCACCCCCCUCCUUCGCCUUCGAAAAAGCCGCACUCUUCGACUUCAACCUCACCCUCCCCAUCAUCGUCGUCGAGUUCCUCUUCCUCAUGGUCGCCCUCGACAAACUCUACUUCACGCCCCUCGGAAACUUCAUGGACGAACGGGACGCUUCCAUCCGAGGCAAACUCGACAGCGUGAAGGACACCUCCGAGGAAGUGAAGCAGCUGGAAGAUCAGGCCAACGCCGUUCUUCGAGCGGCGAGGGCGGAGAUCGCGGUGGCGCUGAACCAGAUGAAGAAGGAGACGCAGGCUGAAGUGGAAGAGAAGAUCGCGGAAGGGAGGAAGAAAGUGGACGCGGAAUUGGAAGAGGCGCUUGCGAAUUUGGAAAGGCAGAAGGAAGAAACGAUUAAGGCUCUUGAUUCGCAGAUUGCGGCUCUUAGCGAAGACAUUGUUAAGAAGGUUCUUCCCACUGCUUAAUCACUCACUUUAUGUAAUUCUAUCCAUAUAUAAAUUUCAAUCCACACUCAAUGGAUCCAUUGUAAUUUUAGUUCUUUUUUCUGUUUUGUAAUUUCAAAUGUUGUAUCCCAAAACAAUUUUAUAAUUCUAUGUAUAAUCAUAAUUUCAAAUGUUGUAUCUGAAAACAAGUGUUUUUUUUUUUU